Messenger RNA from Andrographis paniculata, 1935 nucleotides. RefSeq names its product F-box protein At5g03100-like. The record is from RefSeq and is a predicted model, not a curated record. Gene Ontology annotation, molecular function: protein binding. The transcript is spliced from 3 exons. Lineage: Eukaryota; Viridiplantae; Streptophyta; Magnoliopsida; Lamiales; Acanthaceae. Bases 331 to 1809 code for a protein of 492 amino acids.
CGAUGGCCUGCAAACGAUGUAAUCUUUCCGCUAACGUUUGCUCUCCUCAUCGCAGCUCUCAUGGCGUCAUGGCUAGCCCUCGUUUUGGAAUCUGUCUCGAUUAAUAAUAGCACAAGGCUCGGGAGUACAGUCAAAGUUGUUGUGCCGGCAAAAUUGAAUAUAGAAAAUGUGGCGCCGAGACCUAUCGAAACGUUGACUGACGGAUUCGAUGGAUAGGCAUUCAAUGCAGCAAAAUUUCGUUAGAGGGGAGCUAUCCGAGCACGCUUAUGGAUAGGAAGAAGAAGAAGUAGCAGCAGCUCGGAUUUUCAAUUUGGUGCAGCUCCGGAAGCAAUGGAAGAUCGGCUGUCCGAGCUGCCGGAAUCGCUGUUGCUCGAGAUCCUUUCGCGAUUGGAGAUGGAGGACGCCGUCCGAACAGGUGCGAUCUCGACUAAGUGGAGAAACUUGUGGAAGCUAGCUGAUGGAAUCGCUGUUCAUUAUCCUUUCCGCAAAUUGUACGGUAGAUAUCUCAAUUUCAUGACCUGUGAAGUCGUGGUGCGAGAGUUCGUUUCAGUAGUUAGCCGCACCUUGUCACAAUUUACUAGUCGUAAUAUCAAGAGAUUCUCGUUGGUGGUGGAUUACGUUAUUGAUAUUGACUGCCAAAUGUUCGACGAAUUGCUGGAAUGGGCAUUUCUGAGAAACGUUGAGAUUCUUCUGUUGACAUUUCCAAUGUCCGUUUAUUCUGCUCCUGAGUGGUUCUGCCAUAACUCAUCGCUUAAGAAAUUGGACAUCGAAGGCCCGAUUGAUUUCAAACUUCUCGGCAGUAUUGUGAAUUGGUGUUCACUCAAGAGUUUAUCGUUGUCAUUGGUGGAAAUUAGUGAUGAGGACAUAGCUAAAGUGUUGUCAGGUUGUCAGGUGUUGGAAAGUUUGGUUCUGAAUCAAGUUUCAGGCAUUAGUAAGUUGAAUUUUGGGUCGUCAGCUGUGAGAAAGCUAAGAGUGGUGAAUCACAGGAACUAUGACAAUGAAUUUUUUGAAGUUAUUGCUCCUUGGCUUGAGCAAUUAGAGAUUUCUGGACCAUAUCGUGGAUCUGAUAUUCGGCUGAAAGAUGUUUCUUCUUUGCUCAAAGCUGGUCUUACAUUUGAAUGUGUUGACCAUUUCUAUGGCCCGUUUGAUGUUGAUGUAUUCAUCCGUCGGGAAGCUCCAAUACUGGAAAGCUUGUGUGCUGUUGAGGAGCUAGCAUUUGGACGAGAGCUUAUUCAGUUGUUGCAGGUCAUGUCCUUGUUGAAACUAUUGGGCAGACAGUGUCCGUCAUUCAAGUGCAAACACCUGACACUACAUUCGCGUGCUUUUAAACACGAACUCCCCGGAAUAACAUACCUUUUACAGAGUUCACCUUUCUUGGAGACACUAGUCCUCGAGGUGGAAGCCCCGACAACAUGGGAGGACAACAUUGCGAAGUACCUUAUAGGUGUUUGUGAAUUCGAUGGAGCCAUGUACUUGAGCAAGCAAAGCUUCGAUUACGUGCAACUGAAAAAUAUAAAGAUAUCUCGAAACUUUUACUCGUGUUCUCACAGAGAUGCUUGGUGCAAUGCACCACAAUUUGACUUUGUGCUCGCUACGCAUAUCACAAGGUACGCCCGUUUCAUGGAAAAAGUUACUAUAACUUCGCCUGCGAUAGAAAAAUUGAACUCUAAUUGCUCGAGAAAUUGUGUGUCUGAAUAUUUUCAUCAGUUGUUUCGUGAAUAUUCACAAUAUUUUCAUUGCAACGACUCCGCAGGAGUGUGGAAGUUGAGUGCAAAAAAAUGGCCUUUUGAGAUUGUGUGUAGCAAAUAGAGUUUGUAUUGUGUAACUUAGAAUAUUUUGCACUACAUGGAAGAAAAACACGAAAGUCAGUCAGUUGCUUCGAUAUAAAGACAAUAAUGUUUGCAAAAGAUAUAUAUAUUUUGGUUAUUAGAAGCU